This is a messenger RNA of Aspergillus novofumigatus IBT 16806, 411 nucleotides long. RefSeq lists its product as uncharacterized. The annotation marks the transcript as partial. The record is from RefSeq and is a predicted model, not a curated record. The transcript has a single exon. Lineage: Eukaryota; Fungi; Ascomycota; Eurotiomycetes; Eurotiales; Aspergillaceae.
UACCUUAACAUACCGUCUAUUGCAAGUGAAAUCCGAGCUAUUCGCUGCAGGACCACUGAGGGUGAUAUAAGUGGCAUUUGGAAUGCAAUCUUGAACUGGGUGUUCGACCCGGUUAAUGGCUAUAUCACGCGCCCCCAGGCGAUGCAUAGAGCCCCCCGUGGAAGAAAAGGGUUUUCGGAUUUUCAUACCUUCCAGUACAUCGGCACAAAUCGCCAGUAUUUUCUGAUCACGGAGUGGAAGAAACCGACGCCAGGGGACGCAAUCUGGGAGGAGGGCCGCCGGCAGCUCGGUCGGUACCUUUCAAUGCAGCAUGGCACUCGGCCGGCGAAUGCAAGACCCAGAGUCUAUGGUAUUCUGGCAGUGGGGCAGUAUGUGCGUUUUUUCAUCUACAGUGAUAACAGAAAAAUGUAA